AUGUUCCCUUGGUUUUCUUGGCAUCGCCUCCGCCAACCUCUUGCUUCUCCUGAAUCUCCUCCUGCUCCUCUUCGUAAUCAAGAAGUUGUAUUUCUCGGAGAUUACAAACCGGAAAGACAAAGGGCAGACAAUUGGAAAGUGGUUUUGAGAGACACCGAAGAAGACAAACUCGUUCGAUGUGUCGUCGUCAACAAUGUGAUCGUCGGUGCUCUUCUCAUCGGUGAAACGGAAAUGGAGGAAACACUGGAGAAUCUCAUCUUGAACAAGACAGAUCUCGAAGGAAUUUCAGAGACAUUCUUGGAGCCCGGAGUCGAUCUCGAUGACUACUUCGAUUGA
Caenorhabditis remanei is the source of this 336-nucleotide messenger RNA. RefSeq lists its product as uncharacterized. Gene Ontology annotation, molecular function: flavin adenine dinucleotide binding; oxidoreductase activity. The record is from RefSeq and is a predicted model, not a curated record. The transcript has 3 exons. The coding region runs from base 1 to 336 and encodes 111 amino acids. NCBI's taxonomy places the organism in Eukaryota, Metazoa, Nematoda, Chromadorea, Rhabditida, Rhabditidae.